This is a messenger RNA of Tigriopus californicus, 3341 nucleotides long. RefSeq names its product dnaJ homolog subfamily C member 7 homolog. Gene Ontology annotation, molecular function: protein binding. The record is from RefSeq and is a predicted model, not a curated record. The transcript has a single exon. NCBI's taxonomy places the organism in Eukaryota, Metazoa, Arthropoda, Copepoda, Harpacticoida, Harpacticidae. Bases 448 to 3075 code for a protein of 875 amino acids.
ACUCGGAAUCCCUGAAGAAAAAACUUUUCACAACACUCCUCCUCCUUACUCUGUCUCUGUUUCUCUGCCUUUGACUCGCUCAUUGACUGACUCGUAAUUUUCCUAACCUCCUCAUUCUCCUCCUCCUCCUUCGAGUACUCUGUGUUCGAUCCACUCUUCAGUCUUGAUCGUUCUCAUCCGCCUUUCGAGCUGGUUGUUGGUGGUUGCCUGGCGAGUAAAUCCAUCCAUCAACCGAACUAACACUCCAUUCGGAUUGGUCAUAUCACCUAACGACUCGCUCGGGGAAUUGCCUUGAACGGCGGGAUCGUCUUUCCUGGAUUUUGAGGGGAACGCUCGCGCUCGUUGGUUCCGGAUACGAUAUCCAUUGACCCAUUGUCUGGAGGUGGCCCUGGCAGAUUCUCUUCGGAUCCUGGAUUGUUUCAGUCCAGUCAUUGAAGGGCCAUCAGUAUGAAUCGCCCUGGGAAGAAGGGUCAGGCGGCGGGCGCCCCGCCCGUGUUGAGUCGCCAACACGUGCCACAUCCGUCUGGUCGGCGAGCGGGUGGACCGCGGCGAUGUGUCACCUGCGGCUUUCUCUGUAAUCCCGACCUUUUAGGCUGCCCGGAGUGUCCGUCACAUCAAUAUUGUUCCCAAUUGUGUCAGGAACGAGAUUGGCCCAAGCAUGUGGCGCGCUUUCACCCCCAAUGGUCGACGCCCAUUCCCCCGCCAUGUACUCCCGCCCCACCGAUGACCUCUUCGCCCGUGUGGGUGGCCCCUAUCGAGGUGAUCCCCCCGCCUUGGGUCCCUGAGUCCGUGGCUCCUUUUUUAACCACUCCCGUGAUAUCGUACCCCUCCUCUGAACCGUUGUUCGGCUCACAGCUCGUGUCUCAACUCGAUAAGGCACAAGAACUAGCCCAAUUACUCGAUUCUCGCCCCAAUUCACCCGUGCUAUUCGGCCAAGUCACGCCCGAGAUCUUGCGUCCCCUGUCGCCUGUGAUGACUUGGGCUCAACCUUCAGGUCCACCUAUUCCCGCCUAUUCGAGGGUUUCGCCCUCUACGGUCCCUCCGAGUUCAUCGUUAUCCGAGUCGUCAGUCGAUCCGCCCCCUUGUGUUGAUACUCCUCCUGCCUCCCCUUCAGGCCCUGCCGGCGACCUCACCGCUCCCACCUCCUUGGUUGAUGAAGGAGAGGAGGUAGACUCGGGCACCGGAGUUAAUUAUACCAAAAAAACUCGAUUGGAGAUGAGGCGCGAGGCUCGAAAGACCAAAAAGGUCGCCCGAAAGCGGUAUAAAAUGGCCAAUGUGUCAACCUCUGUGACCCGUCAUGUUAAUGAAGUUGAGACCGAGUCUAAGACUCCGCCGACCACGUCGACUAAAGACCAGGUCGCAGUGUCGAAAACGGAGGCAGAAGUCGUCAACAGUCAGCCAGAUCCAGUCAUUGAACGCAGUGAAUCCCGAGAAAGUCUAGCGUCCGUGAUCGAGGUUCGUCAAUUGACCAAACGCCAAAAAAAACAAGAAGAGCGACGCAUUCAAAAUGCCAUGAGAAAGAAGCAAAAGAAGGAAAAACAAAAAGUCCAGUACACUGAAGACUACAUGCGUCAGAAAACCCAGACCAAAGAGCUUUUGAGUGAGCGCAAGCCCUUGGAGUGCGCCGUGGCUCUGACGAAGCUUAUGAAAGUCAAUCCCAAAGACCCGGAGUUGUAUGAGCGACGACGCGAUUGUUAUUUGGCCUUGGAUAAGAUCUACCAGGCUCUAGCCGACGCUCAAACGGCAGUUGAGCUCUCAGAUUCGACCGAUGCUUGUUACCGAUUGCUGGAAAUAUGCUUUCGAACUGGCCACGCUUUGAAAGCGUCGGAGAUCCGCUUACGACUUUCAGAUGACCUGUUGAGCCCCGAGGAUGCCAAGAAAUGCGACGUGAUGGUGGAGGCCUUCAAUGAAACAAACUCUCUUCUCGACGCAUCCAAGUGGACGGAAGCCAUCACGGCUUUGUCUCAGUGCGAAAUCAUUUGUCCUGAAGGUCAUUAUUACUUGAUCCUUAGAUGUGAAUGUCUGUUGCAUUGCCGCAAAUAUGCCGAGGCCAAGAACGUACUCCUAAGACUUCGUCCUCACGAGGACCUCCAAGUGGAUUUGCGAUACCUUCAGUCGCUUUACGACUACUACACCGACGCUUCAUCGUGGAGCAAUGAGGACAAGUUUACGGAGCUUUCAAGUGCCCUGAAGGAAUGUGCACGAUUGGGUAAGACCAGGUAUCAGGCGACGGAAAGCAAUCUACGAAAGAUGAGAAAUCUUUAUCACCGAGCUGAGCAAGAGAUGGCCAAAGACGACAAGAGCGUGGCCAAGUCCAUCCUCCAAUCGGCACUGAAUGUGGACCCCUUGCACUCAUUGUUCAUGUCCGAGAUCCAUUACUUGUUGAGUAUGCUCCAAAGCUCUAUUGAGGACAAGCUGAAGGAUCUCAAUUUGUCGUUGAGGUUCAAAGAAUCCCGAUUGGCCUUUCUCGAGCGUGGCAAGCUCUUCCGACAUAAGAACCUCGUAUAUCAGGCCAUUGAGAACUUUGAGAGCGCCCUCAAGUUUGAUCCCGAGUGUGUGAGUACGAUUCACUUGCUCGAGCGAUGCCAAAUCGAAUUGAGUGUGAAGCAGAAGAAGCACAUCCGGACGCCGUUCAGAAAUAACGACCACUACGCACUCUUGAACAUUUCCUCUAAUGCAUCCACCGAGGAGAUCAAAAAGGCCUAUCAUGCCAAACUCACGGAACUUUGUCCCGACAACCAAAACGACCUUUCAGCCGAAGACCGCGAGAACUGCAAAAUCAUUCUAGACGCACUCUCUCAAGCCCAUUCGACUCUGAUCAACACCAAAAGGCGCAGGCUCUACGACAAAGAGCGCAAACGUUGCACCUCAUCCGAUGUGGAUAGCGAUUACUCUGAGGAUGAUUUUGCUAGUGAUGGCGAGGAAGUUCGACCAGGAUCCUCCCUUGGGAGUGCUGAAGCGAGUGGAGCAGUCGGCGGGACUUUAGAAUCGAAUGCAGCUUAUUUGAAGCGCAUUAUGAAAAGUAUGGUGGAGCUAGGUUUGGACCCCAAGAAGACGCAACGAAGGAAGAAAUAAAAGUGAUACCAGAUAAUCCACCUGAAGAAGAGAAGUUAUCCCCUUUUGAGAUCAGGCAGUGCAAAUGGAGAUGAUAUAAUCGUGGUAUGAUUCACUCGAGUACAUUCAUGAAUUGAGCUGAACAUCUCUAAAGUUGAAAAGCUCGUUGAGGGUCAAGUUUGUCAAUGUCGUUUCUCAUCUGAUCAGGAAGUAUUUUUGUCAGUUUUGUGUAAUAUAUAAAUAGCAAAAGAUGCAGAGAUAAAUAAAACCACAUUGUUCUAAAAUAA